UGGAGCACUGGAGCACUGGAGCAGAGAGACGCGCGAGGAGGGAAGAGCAGGCUGAUGUUAAACUACAGGAAACAGCUUAGUUGAUCUUAAUGACUAAAUGCUUCUUACUGCAGUUAUAUAGCCUUUAUAUAUUUUUUUAUGGAGACAUGACCAUUACGCGCUUGCUUGUUUUGUAGCCUUGAUAAGUGAUUGAGAACUGCACGUAUAGCACGUUUUAGAUACUUUACCUGUUUGGAUUACCAUCCCUGCCAAGUAAUGACAGGUUAGCAGCUCAACUUUGGACUUAAUGCAUGCGUAACCACUUCUCUGCACCCGGCUGAUUACUUAUCAUAAUAACUGACUCUUUUACAAUGAUCACUGAAGGUCAGGUUUUAGCGCGACGCACUUGUCCACAUACUGAAUGUUUUUUUCUUUUGCGACCCUGACUUGAUUUACAGAUAACAUCUGAAUUUAUUAAACCGGGAUUACAGUGAUGAUAUUCACAAGUGGGUUUUGAUCGCAAGCCUACUUUUGGUCCACUUUAAAGCCAUGACAAACCGGAACAUGACUUGGGCAAAACUUUGCUGUGCGCUCUCUCGGGUCAUCUAGUCAGAAAAGUGUUUAAUCUUAUGUAGUCUAAAGAAGAUGUUAGGAAGUCCGUCCAACAACGGCGGUAUCAGAAUGCUGGUGCCCCCGGCUCAGAACGACGACAGGCGGGUAGAGUUCGUGGCUCUCACCGCUGUCCACACGGAGAGGAGCGAGCCGUCCACACCGGAGCGCGGACACCCGUCUCACCGCACAGGGCUCCUGGGCACCCCGCUGCCCGGCCCGCCGGGACCGAGAGCCAACUCGUCCGCUUCGAGCAAACGCUACAGAAAGUUGCAGAACUGUCUCUACAACGUGCUAGAAAGACCAAGAGGAUGCGCUUUCAUCUACCACGCGUUCAUUUUCCUCCUGGUGUUCAGCUGUUUGGUGCUGUCCGUGUUCUCCACCAUCCCCGACCACCAAAAGUUUGCGAACCAAGGCCUCUUCAUCCUGGAGUUUGUGAUGAUCGUGGUGUUUGGGUUGGAGUACUUCAUCAGGAUCUGGGCGGCUGGCUGUUGUUGCAGAUAUCGGGGAUGGCAGGGGCGGCUGAGAUUUGCCAGGAAGCCCUUCUGUGUCAUAGACUUCAUAGUAUUUGUGGCUUCCCUGGCAGUGAUAGCAGCCGGUACGCAGGGGAACAUCUUUGCCACGUCAGCCCUGCGCAGCAUGCGAUUUCUGCAGAUCUUGCGUAUGGUUCGUAUGGACCGACGGGGAGGCACCUGGAAACUUCUGGGCUCAGUUGUUUACGCUCACAGCAAGGAGCUGAUUACAGCGUGGUACAUCGGUUUCCUGGUCCUGAUCUUUGCCUCCUUUCUAGUUUACCUGGCAGAGAAAGACAUCAACUCAGACUUCAACACCUAUGCAGACUCCCUCUGGUGGGGGACUAUUACUCUAACCACUAUCGGCUACGGUGAUAAGACCCCUCGUACCUGGCAAGGACGGCUCCUAGCUGCCGGCUUUGCUCUGCUGGGAGUUUCCUUCUUUGCCCUGCCCGCUGGAAUUCUGGGAUCAGGCUUUGCUUUGAAGGUUCAGGAGCAGCACCGACAGAAGCACUUUGAGAAGAGGAGGAUGCCUGCUGCCAACCUGAUACAGGCUGCAUGGCGUCUCUACUCCACAGAUGCCAAACACUCCUAUCUAACAGCUACAUGGUACUUCUAUGACAGCAUGCUGCCUUCGUUCAGAGAACUGACGCUCCUGUUCAGUCAUCUCCAGCGACAACGUAACAACAAGAAGGUUCUCCACAACUCCUACCACGCGCUGCUGUCUGGGCUGCGGCCCUACAGCUCCCCCUACCUUUCGGGGGACAGGAAGGCAGAGACUCCAUGCAGUCAACUGCUUUCUAAAAAACGGGGUCUCUUCCGGAUUCAUGGUGGCCGCAAGCAGAGCAGUAAAAUGGGAUUCCGGGAUCGGAUCAGGAUGAACAAUUCCAGAUCGUCCCAAACCCUUAAGAACAAGACGUCUCCACUGCCCCCGGGCUCAGGUGUCCGCCGCUCUCCCAGCCAGGAGAACGUCCAAGAGGCCACCAGCCCGGGGAAGGUCCAGAAGAGCUGGAGCUUUAACGACCGCACACGUUUCCGCACCUCGCUUCGACUCAAACCACGCCCACCUGUCGAUGUGGAUGGUGUCGGUGAGGACAGUGUGGAGGACAAACCAUAUUGUGACGUGGCCAUGGAAGACGUAAUCCCUGCAGUGAAGACUCUCAUACGCGCUGUCAGGAUCCUGAAGUUCCUUGUGGCCAAGAGGAAGUUUAAGGAGACGCUGCGCCCGUAUGAUGUGAAGGACGUCAUAGAGCAGUACUCUGCAGGACACCUGGACAUGCUGGGACGUAUUAAAAGCCUGCAGAUGAGGGUCGACCAGAUAAUUGGGCGAGGAGCCGUCCAGCCUGAUAAGAAGGCUCGUCCUGAAAAGGGAGAGAAGACACCGCCAGAACUGGACCCACUGGAUGAGCUGAGCAUGAUGGGCCGUGUAGUCAAGGUGGAGAAACAGGUCCAGUCUAUAGAGAACAAGCUGGACCUCCUUCUCAACUUCUACUCCCAGUGCCUAAAGAAAGGCUCCUCCAACUUCACGCUGUCCUCCCUCCUGGACCCGGACCUGACAUCCGACUACCACAGCCCCACGGACCAAAGAGACCUCUUCCCCUCCGCAAACACACUCAACAUCUCCAUGUCAGAGAGCGGAAACUUGGAAGGACAUUGACCUGAGCAGUCUUUGGGGCUGUUCGAAUACAAACCCUUUACAGAACGUCCUCCUGCAGCUGAGGCCUCAAAUGUCUGCUCUUCACUUGAUUUCAUAUCAGUCUGGGAUAUGUCUUUUUUCUUUUCAUACCUCCUCUCUCUACCAGAGUGAAUGUGUUGCCAGAGCUGAUACAGAAAGAGGCCACUAGAGGGCUUCACCUGUGAAGGAGCCUCAGCCAAAGCGGACCUCACACAAGCCUCUCAACUGAACAUGAGAAGACAUUAAAGACUUGAACCACUACUGAACCACUUUCACCCACCAACCUCAAUAUAUCAUUAUAAUGUGUAUUUACAUAUAUAUAUAUAUGUUUAUAUGUAUAUAUGUAUAUUUAUAUAUAUAUAUAUUUAUAUGUAUGUAUAUAUAUAUAUAUAUAGAUAUGGAAACCUUUGGCUGUGGCUUUUUGUAAUUUUUGAAGAACAUCUUCCCCCAUUGUCAUUUAUUUUUUUCUUGGCUGCUUGAAUGAACUGACUAAGAAUUGCCCACUUUGUGAUGUGAAUGAUGAAAUGGGUUCCUUGCUCAACUGUGCAUUCGUACUGUAAAAUAAGAAUUUUAAAGAAAGUGCAGAAGAAUCCCUCAACAUGGGCAUCUGCCCCCUCAGACUUGGACAGGCAGACUGGACACACACACACACACACACACCUCAAAUGCAAGCAGGAAAAAUGUGUUGAAGUGCGCGAUGUGUACAGUGUUUUGUCUUUGGUCUCAUCUUUUAUGUUUCCAACAAGCCCACAUGCAAAAAAAAAGGGAUGCUAUUCCCCGUUUGCCCAUUCAUUUGAGUCCUAUUUAUUUAGGAUAUAAUAGAGUUAAAUGUACUUUCACAGGUCCAAAAUCCCUUCUUCGCUUUGUUUAAAGGCUACUUUUGCUUUUUAGUACUUCAGUAACCUUUUCAUAAAGACACCCAUUAAGCCUCUCUGUCUUGCAGCCUGUCCUCCAGAUUUGCAUGUCCCAUGAACUAGUUCUAUAGAUAAAACCUUACUGAUCCUUAGUCAGAAUUUAGACAUUUAGAGAUCCAGCCUAAUAUUCAUCACAACCUUUCUCUUAGUCUACUGCAGUCACCACCUGUAGAGACUCCUCGGCCAGUUUUGUGCAAUUUUGAUACCAUAAAAAAAACUGUAAAGCGUCCUGGUCUAAUGCAUGAACUCCAGGCCUUUGUCCUCAUGAAUGCAAAAGUCUUAGGAAGUGGAUCCAGUCUUACAGCUUCAAAAAAUUUGCAAGGAUUCGACUAUCCUUUCCGGUCCUUUUUAAUCAAAUUUGUGGUUCUUUCCUCAAGAUUCUUGAUGCAAAUCUGUGCUUUUGGACAAAACUGGAGAGUGCAAAAUGCACAAACACACACACAAAAUACACAUUGAAAGCAAUUGCUUUACUUAAGUUCUUUGGCACUUGAUAUAAAUGACAUGUUUUUGUCUUUGUUUUGAUUGUUUACUGUAAUUCUGUUCAUGCACUCAAUUCUGUGUAACCUAUGAUAGUAAAAAUGUUUUUUAUGAUAGAUGGUUUAUGAAUGAUUUUGGUUAUUAAAGUGAAUGUAGGAUUAUAAAUAAUAUAUUUAAAUAAGUCAAAUAUGAUCUUUUAAUAAAUGUAGUAUUUUUUGUCAA
This is a messenger RNA of Labrus mixtus (cuckoo wrasse), 4388 nucleotides long. Its product is annotated as potassium voltage-gated channel subfamily KQT member 4. Gene Ontology annotation, molecular function: voltage-gated potassium channel activity. Lineage: Eukaryota; Metazoa; Chordata; Actinopteri; Labriformes; Labridae. Gene Ontology annotation, cellular component: membrane. The transcript has 16 exons. Gene Ontology annotation, biological process: transmembrane transport; potassium ion transport. Bases 625 to 2757 code for a protein of 710 amino acids. The record is from RefSeq and is a predicted model, not a curated record.